AUGAGAUCAUUAACUUCAGGUAAAGCUCUCCCUAGAGGUAAAGCUCUUCCUGCAGCUAAAGCUCCCCAUAAAGCUCUCCCUACAGGUAAAGCUCUUCCUGCAGAUAAAGCUCCCCAUAAAGCUCUCCCUACAGAUAAAGCUCUCCCUACAGGUAAAGCUCUUCCUGCAGGUAACGCUCUCCCUACAGGUAAAGCUCUUCCUGCAGAUAAAGCUCUCCCUACAGGUAAAGCUCUUCCUGCAGAUAAAGCUCUCCCUACAGGUAAAGCUCUUCCUGCAGAUAAAGCUCUCCCUACAGGUAAAGCUCUUCCUGCAGAUAAAGCUCUCCCUACAGGUAAAGCUCUUCCUGCAGAUAAAGCUCUCCCUACAGGUAAAGCUCUUCCUGCAGAUAAAGCUCUCCCUACAGGUAAAGCUCUUCCUGCAGAUAAAGCUCUCCCUACAGGUAAAGCUCUUCCUGCAGAUAAAGCUCUCCCUACAGGUAAAGCUCUUCCUGCAGAUAAAGCUCUCCCUACAGGUAAAGCGCUUCCUGCAGAUAAAGCUUUGCCCUAA
This is a messenger RNA of Homarus americanus (American lobster), 546 nucleotides long. Its product is annotated as fibrous sheath CABYR-binding protein-like. The record is from RefSeq and is a predicted model, not a curated record. The transcript has a single exon. The coding region runs from base 1 to 546 and encodes 181 amino acids. NCBI's taxonomy places the organism in Eukaryota, Metazoa, Arthropoda, Malacostraca, Decapoda, Nephropidae.